Lodderomyces jiufengensis is the source of this 5736-nucleotide messenger RNA. RefSeq names its product Mlp1p (gene MLP1). Lineage: Eukaryota; Fungi; Ascomycota; Pichiomycetes; Serinales; Debaryomycetaceae. The record is from RefSeq and is a predicted model, not a curated record. The coding region runs from base 1 to 5736 and encodes 1911 amino acids. Gene Ontology annotation, cellular component: nuclear pore. Gene Ontology annotation, biological process: mRNA export from nucleus. Gene Ontology annotation, molecular function: structural constituent of nuclear pore. The transcript has a single exon.
AUGGGCGAUGAUACAUCACCAAUUGUAAAUGAUCAAAACACAGAAGUUGAAAAUAAUCAGGAUACAAAAUUAAAACAAACUGAUGUCGAUAUUCAACGAGAGACCUCAUUACCAGCCAUUAAUCAUCAAAAUUCAAAUCAAAUACAACCAACAACAUCAAUUGAAUUAGCGAACGAGGAAAAUACUACUGAUCAGAAAUCAAAAGAUGAUGACAAAGAGAACCUGAUUUACGAAAUUGGGGAUGAACUGAUUCAUGAUGAUCCACAUACAUCGUUUUUACAACCACUUCUGAAUGAUAAACAACAUUAUACGACUCCGUCUAAAUCAUUGCCUCCAUUAAAAGAUCAAGACUUAAUAGUUACUCCCAAACUUUUCGAUGUAGCCAAGGAUAAUAAUGACGAUCAUGAACUAGGUAACUCAACAGCUAUAGUUGCGAGUUCACCUAUUAGAAACAAUAUACUACCGCAAACACUGAAUUUGGAUGAGGAUUCAAUCAAAUUAAUUAAAACUUACUUGAGCGUUGACUCAGAUACUUUAAGCUCGAUCCAUGAUGAAAAACUUUUUAAGAACUUAGUCUUGAAAGCUCAAGAUAAUAAAAUUAUACUAUCUCAAAACGAAAAAUUAAAAUCAGAUGUGGAAUUGAGUUCAAAAACUAAUGCCAAUAUCACAAACAAACUACAACAAAAAACCAUUGAAUUCGAUAAAGCAUUGCUCACUUUACAAAAAGAAAACUCAAAUAUUAUUUCCCAAUGCAACGAGCAACAAAACAAUAUAAAAGAGCUUCAAGAGUAUAAUGAUCAAUUAAAUUCAAAACUUGGUGUUUUAAAAAAAUCAGAAGAAGAAAAAAUAAAUGAGAUUAUAGAAUUAAAAGAACAUCAAAGUCAAACUGAAGUUAAAUACCUACAGAAAAUUGAAGAAAUAUCAACAAUGAACGUGGAGCAAAGUAAAAAAAUCAAUCAACUAGUAUCAGAGUAUAAUAGAUCAGAAAAUGAAAGGUUCAACAGUAAAUUAGAAUUAACCAAGGCACAAAAUGAAAUCAAUUAUUUGAAAAAUCAAAAAGAAUGGUUUAAUAAAGAAUUAGAAUCAUCUCAAUCCAAAUUAUCAGAUAUAAUGAAAAAAUAUGAACACGAAAGACUUAAAAAUGAAUCACAAUCAUCAGAUUUAGUACAUAGAGCCCAUAAAUUAGAAUUAUCAUCUCAGACUCAGCAAAAAUUAAUUGAUGAAUUAAAGAGCUCCUUAGAAACACAACAAACCAAAUAUUCUGAAUUGGAAAAAAAAUCAAAAACAAUUGAAGAUCGCUUUUUAAAAGAAGCAAAUGCAACGAAGGAAUUACUAGAAUUGACCAAACUUCAAAGUGAUCAACGUGAAGCCAGAAUUGAACAAUUGGAAGCGUACUCAGAUGAUCUUAAAUACAGAUCUGAUCAAUCAAUUUCAACCCUCAAAACUACAGUAACCGAUCAAAACGAGGAAAUAUUAGAGUUAAAUGAGAAAGUGGAUAGAUUAAAACUAGCUUUAGAUUCAAAAUUAAUAUCAUCAUCAAACGAUCAUAACGUUGGAGAAGCGGGAAUUUCAUUAACUGAUUUAUAUACUGAAUAUAAUCAUAUCAAAAAGCAAUUAACUAUUGAAAGACUACAAAAGGAAAAUAUCGAAAAACAACUCGAAGCUUUCAUAAUUGAAUUAGAUUCGAAAAAGCCCGCAAUGGCCAAUUAUAGGGAUCAAAUAACUUUUUAUGAAUCAAAUAUCACAAAACUACAAGCAACAAUGGACUCAUUAAGUUCAGAAAAACUAGAGACUGAAAAAGAUUGUAAAAGAUUAAGAUCAAGAUUGGUUGAUAAUGAAAAUGAAAUUACAAAUUUGAAAAAAGUAAUUCAAGAUUUGGGACGUCAAAUGUGUUAUUAUUUGAUUCAUUCUCAAAUAAGAGAAAAUAAUGCCGAACCUUUAUCGUUAGCGGAAAAGAAUCAUAUUGAAAAAAUAUUAGCAACCACUGGUAAUUUUGAUGACAUUAUAGAAUCACAAUCUGACAAAUUACUCAGGGAUAGACUUUUAGGUUUUAAAAAUGUAAAAGAGCUUUUGGAAAAAAAUCAAGAAUUAUUUUCAACAGUAAGACAGCUCACAAAAAGAUUGGAAAAUACAGAAGAGGAGAGUGACAAUAUAGAAUCAACUGCCAUUGAUGAAGCUCAGGAAGCAAUAUUGUCAUUAGACGCUGAGUUGGAGAAAAUCACUGCCAAAUUAAAUGCAGUUACCAAGGAAAGAGAUGCAUUAAAGAAGUUUAAUUACAAUUUAGCUAAUGGAGUUGAAAAUAGUACAAUGGUUGAAAUUAAUGGAAAAGAUUCAGAAUAUGAACAAAUAAUAAACAAAUUAAAAGAGGAAUCCUCAAAAUCAAUUAGAAAGUACAAAGAAGAGCUUGAACAAGUCAAACAUUCUGAAAAAGAACUUACAUCUCGGUUAUCUUUAGCACAACAAUCAGCAGCGUUCAUGGAAACUAAAUUGUCAAGUAGUGAGAAAGCAACCAAAGCUGCUAUUGCUGAAAAAGAUCACAUAAAAUUAGAUUUGGAAUAUAUGUCAAAGCAAGUCAAUAAAUUUGAGGGACAACUUAACGAAAAAAUUCAAAAAUGUCAAGAUUUGGAAUUGAAAAUAUCAGAGUUCAAACUAACGAAUACUUCCCUUUUACAAGAAAUAGAAUUCACCAAACAAAUGAACGCUACGUUAAAACAAGAAGCUUCAAGUUUAAGAGAUGAUAAAUCAAAAGUGAAUGAAUUGAUCCAAAACUUACAAACUAUGUUAAAAGAAAAAGAUUUAUCAAUUAAAGAAUUUUCCAAGAAACUAGAUGAAUCAAAUGAAUCAAUAAAAGCAACUCAAUCAAAAUUAAAUGAAAAAGAUCAAAAAAUUAACAUACUAUUAAGUCAAUCGGAAAUGUCUUUCAAGGCACAAAAUACCAAUUUAGAACAAAUUAAUGAACUAGCAUCACAAUUAUUACAAAGCAAAAAUGAGUUAAUGGAGAAAGAAAAAAUGAUAGACCAACUUAAAAAAUCCGUAUUAACCAAUUUAACUGCUCCAGAAAUUCAAAAAUUGAAUGAUGAUUUAAUACAUAGUAGAUCUCGAAUAUCACAACUUUCAGAAAUUAUACAGAAUAAAGAAAAGUCAAUCGUGCAAGCAAAUGAAGUGUUUAAAACAGAAAAGGGACAAAUUCAAGAUAAAUUAAAAGAGCAAAUAGAUGUGAACAGGGCUCAAAAAGAAGAGUAUAAUAAAUUAGAAUUAACAAUAACUACAAAAGAGCAAGAAAUUACAUCAAUAAAACAAAAAUUCGGUGAAAUUGAAACUCAAUUGAAAAAAUCAUUAGAAAAAGUUGAAAAAUUAAAUAAUUUAGAAAAAAUUUAUCAAGAGAGAUUUAAUAAUCUUAAUAGCAGUCUUACGAAUGAAAAAAAUAUAGCGAAUAUUUUACAGCAAAAAUUACAAGAAGAGUCAAAUAAAAUUAAACCCUUGGGUCAACAAAUUGAUUUAUUGAAAGCACAAGCUGAAGAAAACGAAACUAUCAUUGCAGAGUUAAAGAAAGAAAAUAUAAGAAUCAAACAAAUUGAGGAUGAUUUAGAUUCAAAAAAUUUAGAUCUGGAAAGUGAAAAAGCCUUGUCUCGCAAGAAAAUUAAUGAAUUGGAAAAUCAAAAUAAACUUUUAUUUAAUCAAUUAGAGUUAUCAAAAACAGAUGGUAACGCAGAAAAUCAAGAUGGUUCAGAUGAUUUCAAACAAAUUCUUGAAUACUAUCGUCGUGAAAAAGAAAGUAUUGAUUAUAAAUUGUCAACAUUAGAAGAAGAAAACUCAAGUUUGAAAAAUAAAUUAGAACAAUCUUUGAAAGCAGCUAAUAACAAUUCAGUAGCAUCACAAUCAUUAAAUGUAACUGAUAAUGAUAAAGAGCAAGCUGCUUUGAAUAAUCAGCUAGAACAAAUCAAAAUAUUAAAACAAACAAAUGCAUCCUUAGCACAAGAAAAUAAUAAAAAAGUUCAAGAGAUAACAAGCUCAAAGAUCGAAUUGUCAAAAUUACAAAAUGAAUUAACUGCAAUUAAACAAAAAGCUCUGAACCUGAAUUCACAAGCAACUGUUGAUCAACAAAGAUUGAAAUUAUUGACGGAAGAGAAUGCCAGAUUAAAAGCUAUAUCAGCUAGUAAGGCACCAAAACCAGAGACACCAAAAGGUCCAAGUCCAGAGAUCUUAAAAAUGCAAGAACAAAUGGAGAAAUUGAAAACAAAAGCUAAUGAAAGAAUAUUAGCAAUGAGAAAAGAAAUCGACUCCAGAGAAGAAGAAAAAAAUAAACUCAAAACCAAAGUUGAAGAAUUAAUUAAAACUCCUAAUGAUCAAUUAAUACAAGAGAAAAAUGAGUUACAAAAAAAAUUAACAACAUUGGAAUCAAAUUUUAAAUCACAAUUAGAAAAGGAAAAAGAAAAAUUAAGAUCAUCCUUAGUUAAUGGAAAUGGUAAUAAGGAUGAAUUGAAAAAGAAAAAUGAUGAAUUAUCCAAAAAGUUAGAAGAUGAAAAUAAAUUAUUUCAAAUAAAAUUAAAUUCAGAAAAGGAAAAAGUUAGACAAGAAGUUGAGAAAAAAUUUGAAUUCAAAUUGAAAAUGUUGAAUAGGAAGGUUGAGAAAUUUGAAUCAGAGGCAAAAGUAAAACAAAGCCCACAACCAUUAACUCAAACUCAGCCAUCAAAUCAAGCUCCAGUAGUGCACACACAAGCUAAUUCAACUCAACCUCAAUCUAUAUCACAGCCUCAAACAUCUUCAAGUUUUCCAUCUUCCUCCGGGAACACUUCCCUUCCUUCAUUGGCAUCAAUUUCACUCAAUACUCCUGUUAAAUCACAAAAUGUUCAACCGAGUUCCUCCGUACAAUCUGGAGUUACUUCAAUUACAACUCCAAGUAAUUCAAAUUUAAAUAAUCCUGCAUUUCAAUCUAAACCUCAAGCAAAUAAUUUUGGUGCUGCAUCUAAUAAAUAUGUGAGACCUAUUCAAUCACCUUCCAUUGCACAAGAUACACAAUCACCAAAGGUGCAAGCUCAACCACAGGCUCAACCACAGGCUCAAUCACAAGCUCAACCUCAAGCUCAACCUCAAGCUCAACCACAAACUCAACCACAAACUCAACCACAAACUCAACCACAAACUCAACCACAAACUCAACCACAAACUCAACCACAAACUCAACCACAGGCUCAAUCACAAGCUCAACCUCAAGCUCAACUACAAGCUCAACCACAAACUCAACCACAAGCUCAACCACAAACUCAACCACAAGCUCAACCACAAGCUCAACCACAAGUUCAACCACAAGUUCAACCACAAGUACAAUCGCAAGUACAAUCACAAGGACAACCACCGUUGCAAACACAACAACAAUCCGAAGUCAAAGCUCAAAAUUCAUCAGCUACAGAGACAUCAUCAAAUAAUUUAAACACAAUUACAACUACGCAACCACCUGCAUCAACAAAUAAUACACCACCUACAACAGUUUUACCAUCACUUCCACCAAGAUCGUCAGUCCCACCAAUAUCAUUUGGGCAACCUCAUGCAGCAUCAACUUCAAUGAUAAAACGUCCAGCAAUUGCCAAAACAGAGGCAAGAAAAAGUGCAAAUGCAAAUGCUGCAUUAUCUACUAAUACAAAUGAUACAACAACUGCCAAACAACCACUCAUAUUUGAAAGAAAGAGAUCACUAGAAGAUGAAAGACCAAAGAUCAAAAAAACUAAAAAUCAAUGA